Sparassis crispa is the source of this 351-nucleotide messenger RNA. RefSeq lists its product as hypothetical. The transcript has a single exon. The record is from RefSeq and is a predicted model, not a curated record. Bases 1 to 351 code for a protein of 116 amino acids. NCBI's taxonomy places the organism in Eukaryota, Fungi, Basidiomycota, Agaricomycetes, Polyporales, Sparassidaceae.
AUGCCCAUACCCUCUCCCGUUCUGCCCGCGGAGAAGAAUAGCAGCGUGUGCAAGUCAUCAAUCCUCAAGUCAUGGAAGUCGGCCUCAGGUAGCCUCUCUGCGCAGUUGCUGCACAACGGGCGCGCGCAACACUUCUCAGAGGCACCGCUGCAGGACAUGCUGAUGAAGCACCGACGGUCGAGUCUCCUCGACGGCAUCGCAUUCACGCGACGUGGCUCCAUAGUCUCGUUCUCGACACUUGCUGACAUCCCAGCGAGCCCUGCGUUGCCCGAGCAAUUUGGGUAUAUGCAACCGUUGCGGUUGAAGGCAGUCGCAGCUGGGCGAGAAGGAGAAGAGCGCGUUCCCGCGUAA